Messenger RNA from Dermatophagoides pteronyssinus (European house dust mite), 1250 nucleotides. RefSeq lists its product as uncharacterized. NCBI's taxonomy places the organism in Eukaryota, Metazoa, Arthropoda, Arachnida, Sarcoptiformes, Pyroglyphidae. The record is from RefSeq and is a predicted model, not a curated record.
GAGAAUUCUUCAAAAAUUUGAUGCAAUAGUCGCUAAAAUUAGAAAAAAAAGUGCCAACAGUAAGUAUGUUAGCUCAAAUAUUCUUUUUUAAACUAUAUCAAUCAACAGUUCGCACAAUUGAAUCUUGGAUUGUGGCGAUGGAUAUGCUCCAAGAGCUAUUCGGGAAUCAGAAGUUUUUCGAUUUUUCGAUGGGGGAGGAGAGGUGGAAACUUAUGAUGACCUAUAUGGAACAGGUGUUAGCCGGUAGAGCAGGUGAAAUACCCGUAAGACUCGGCGACCGAUUCGCCUUUGCUAAAGCUAUAUCUGCCAAGAUAUCCUUUCGUUCCUUGGUGAGUACGUUUGUAAUCCUUACGUUCAAAAAACUUUUUAUUGCUUUUCAGAGAAAACAAAAUCGGUCAGAACGAAUGGCCCAAUCUUUGGAUGUUCCCGGUCCGUCAAGUGAACUGGAUUUAUCUCCGAUGGUCGAUCUUAUUAAUGAUGAUGAUGAUGGUGAUCAACAAAUGGCCAAUAUUACUGAUGGUGAUCAACAAAUGGCCAAUAUUACUGAUGGUGAUCAACAAAUGGCCAAUAUUACUGAUGGUGAUCAACAAAUGGCCAAUCUUACUGAUGAUAAUCAACAAAUGGUCAAUCUUAUUGAUGGUGAUGACGAUGAUGACGAUGAUGAUGACGAUGAUGACGCUAAUGAUGGUUCAACAACUAUCCGAUUUCAAAUUGAUGAUGAUGAUGAAGAUGAUGAUGAUAUUAACUUCGAUGAUGAUGAUGAUGAUGAUGAUGAUACUGAAGUAAAUCGAAGCGGUGAAUCAAGCCGAUUUUUCGAAACCGUCGAACGAUUGGCUCCCGAAGAUCGGGAACGAUUUAUGAGCUCCGCCAGGCAACUGGUCCAGCGGCGAGUAAAGGGAACAAAAAUCGAUGAUAUUUUUGGAAUAUCAAUUGCCAUGGCCGACCAUCCUGAUGAUCGACAUCUAAAUGAUUUGCGAAUCCAGUUCUCUAAAUCCAUGUUCCUGCAGCGGAAAUUCAUUCGUAUGAACAGCGGAUUCAUAUCGCCAAAGGAAUGCAAAGCUGUUUCUUCUGAAGAUUCUAGCCAACAUCCGUUUUAUUAUUCAUCGGUUUCCGAGAUAAUAAAAAUCCAUUUUGUGAAUGAGCAACUCAUUACCAAUGUGACGACCGAACGGUCGGAGGAUGUGUCACAGUAUGUCCGCGAAAGCGACAUGAAAUCACAAAAUAUUCGCUUUGUAUAUGGAUGUGGAUAA